AGAGAAAAAUAACAUGAGAACACUAUACAAUGAAUAUGUCCCGUUACGGCUAGAAAGCCAUCUCCAAACCUGUUUGUAGAGGCUCAUCUUAUUCAAGAUGCUCCUGAAGAACUUUCCUGCCUUUUCAUAUAAGCUUUAAUACACAUUGCAGAUGCGAUCUCAAACACUCUUCCCUCAUGUCUCUUCCCCUUUUUGUUGCAACUGCUUUAAAUAUAGUUGUUUAGAUUCUGAACUGUUUACUACAAAGGGACAAAUUUUCACCAGUUUCAUAUACCCCCAAGUAUAAUAGAAACUAUAAUGUAAAAAAUAUAAUACUGUCCUCCAGUUGAAUUCUCAAUAUUACAUCCAUAAAUAUAAACAAUUAAGGCCCCAGCAUUACCUAUAUUCUCACAUGGGUAUUUCACCUAGUUGAAUUUGCAAGCAACAGCUGCAUAAUCGUCAUACACGAAGCUAAAGUUGCCAUCAAUAAUAGAAAAGUCUUUAAAAACAUCUUAGUUGCAGUGAACUACAGUACUGCAAUUAAUAUUUCCACUGCAGCUUUACUACAUCAGCUACUAGAGUCUCUUAAUUUGCCUGGCAAGCAGACAUUCAACUUUCCUUGAAUGCAUGCUGCCAGGUGUGCUUCUACAUCUCACUAGUAUGCAAACACGUGGUUAAAUAUAGCAGUUGAACAUCUUGCCUGCUACUAGAAUCUCUUUGUAACAAAUAAAUAGCUCAUUUGUUCUUUCAGAAUAAAAAUAAGCAUCAUCGGAAUAAACUAUAUUUAAAAACCCUACAUCUAGGAAAGGCUUAUAAAAGAUUAAAGCAGUACAUCUCAGGAAAGGAAAAGGAAUAAUUGUUUUUUAAACUGGCAAUGAAACCACGUGCAAAAGAAAGAAUGGAGUCUGAAAAAUGCUAAUGGAUCAAUGUGGUUCCAAAGCAGGGCCAACUCUGUAGUAAUAGUUCGGAGCACAACGAUAGAAGCUGUAGCGCUGAAAAUGAAACAGGGUAUGGAAAACACACAUAAGCCACUCUACACCAAUAUUAGGGAGUAACAAUAUAGAGGAGGGUGGGGGCGGAAACUGGAGGAAAAAGAAAUAGGAAGUGGUGCAUGCCCCUUGGGAGAGGCUGGCAGGCAGAGCCUGAGGAGACACCGCAGUACUGGGGAAAUCGAAGGUGAAACGAGACGGGCCAAGCUAAGACGAUGGAAAAGAAGAUGAGAAAUACAAGCGAAUACAAGCUAAAAACACCAGUGACAGUUUUGGCUACCCAGAUGGGACCUUGCGUGUGAGACUGGAGGGGAUCAAGUGCUGAUUGAGCUCCAGCCGGCACCGAGGAUUUCUCGGGGAGAACCAUUGCCCUCAACCCAUAAAGCUCCUCGCAACGUUCCCUGGAACAAGGUAAGGCACUUCCUUAAAAAAAAUAUUGUUUAGUUGUAUAGCCAUGCAGGGUUGGGGCUCAAAGGUACCCGAUUUGGUUGGUCUGCUUAGCAUAAGCAAAAGCUGUUGUCGGAUCAGACAUUUGUUUUGUCUGCUCGUAAGUCAUAAGCGAAAGCUAUUGCUGGGUUGGACAUUUUGUUUGGUUGUGUGCACAUUUGGUUGUACAAUAUAUAUGAAUAUAUAUUGAUAUUUUUGUCUGCCUUAUUGUUAGGUUAGACAUUUUUUUGGUUGUAAUAUGCGCAUAUAUUGAUUUUAAAGUUUACAUCUAAGUUAUAAGUGGGUAACUGCUGAAACUUGGAAAAUUUGAAUGUUAUCUGUUCUGUUGAGUGUGUGAGUGGGUGAUUAAGAAGUGCACGAAGUGAGUGUGGAGUCCCAAUCCACUGUCCCAACAUCCCACGAGGGGCUUGAUUGGAGAAGGACGAAGUGUUUGAUUUGGUCGUUAUAUAAAGUAAUAACUAAAAGAAAAAAAAAUAAGAAAAAAAAUUGGUAACAUGGCAACAAGACUUAUGAAAUUAUUUAAGAGUAAAUGUGUAGGGAAUUUAACAUUGGAUGAAAAGAUACCAAAAACCUCACCGUUAGGAUGUUUGUUAACACAUUGAGGUAAAUUACAUGAAGAUUUACGAAAACGUCAAAUGAUAGAAUAUUGUAAUAAUUGGUGGCCAUAGUAUGUUUUAGAAGAUCAGGAAAAGUGUCCAACGAAUGGAACACUAAGUUAUAAUACUAUAUUGCAAUUGAUGCUGUUUUGCAGGAGAGAGGGGAAAUGGAAUGAGGUACCAUAUGUGGAUUUGUUCUUUUAUCUGAGGCAACAAACGGAUUGGCAAAAGGAAUGUAUAUUGAUCAGUUGGGAUGAUCUAAUAAUGACAUUAACCUCAGAGAGCAGUAAAAGUAAAAGUUGUUGUUCUGCUUGUGACAUUGGCAAGAGAUGUAUUAGAUGUACAGUACCGAGGGAGGAUGAAAUGGAAUUGGAACUUGAAGUAGCCCUCCCAGGGAGAAAUCGGGAAGAACCAGAAUUAAAGAUAGCUGAACCAGAUAGUAGUGGUUGAAGGGAAAGAGAGGCAGAAGAUUCAUCAAAGUCAGGACCUUCGGGAAUUUAUUCACAAGGAUCUUGAAGAACUAGACAAUAAUCCAAAUUAAUAGCUCCUUUAAGACAGGGAAUAAGGCAGCAGGGGCCAGUGCAUGUGAAAAUGCCAUUUUCUGUUACGGAUUUGAUGGCAUGGAAACAAGCUGCAUGAACGUAUAGGGAGGACCCAGAAAGGGUAGGAAGGGUUGUAGAAACAAUUAUUAAGACAUAGGAUCCUGAUUGGAAUGACAUACAAGUUAUAUUAGAUAAUUUAUUAGACAGUACAGAAAAACAGAUGGUGCUAAAAACUGAAAGGGCACAGACAGAAUCUGCACAUACCAACGAUUUACUUACUGGAACACUGGAACAGAAUUUUCCCACAGGAGACCCUCAAUGGGAUCGGAAUAUGCCAGAGAGCCAUAGGAGGUUAAGUCAGUACCAAAAGUGGGUGCUGUAUGGGGUGAAGCAUGCAAUACCAAGAGCUUUAAAUUGGUCUAAAUUAUAUGUGGUAAAACAAGACAAAAAUGAAUCACCCUCAGUGUUUUUAGAGAAACUGAAAGAAUCAGCCAGAAAGUUUACUGAUUUGAAAUUAGAGUCAGAAGCAGAACAACAAUUGGCUUUAAUAUUUAUGGGGCAAUCAGCACCAGAUAUAAAGAGAAAACUUAAAAAAACUAGAGGGAGAGGAUUCAAGGAAUUUAAAUAAGGUGCUUGAAACAGCAUGGAAGGUUUACAAUAACCGGGAAAAGGAGGAAGACCAGAGAAGGGAAAAGAAAGAAAAGAUUAAAGAAAGCCAACUGAUAGCUGCCUUACUGGGGAAUGUAACGAGAGGAAGAGGAAGAGCUAGAGGACGAGGGGAUUUCAGGAAUUUUGAAAACAGAGAAUUUAAUACCUUUGGAAUUAAUCAGUGUGCAUAUUGUAAGGAGGAGGGACAUUGGAAAAAGAACUGCCCAAAAUUACAACUGAAGAUACACUAAGAAGAAGCAGUAAGAAUGAUGACUUUAGAUGAAUGAAGAGGACCGGAGGGCAGCCCAGCUGAACUUCUGGUUACAAUUAAGCUGGGAGAUGAAGGAGUUAAAUUUCUGGUUGAUACUGGAGCAACGUAUUCUGUCUUAAAAGUUUUUAAAGGGAAACUGGGAAAUAAAACUGCAAAAAUAAUUGGAGCAACAGGGAAAGAGGAAAACAGGCCAUUCCUACAGCCCUUGGAUUUAAAAUUUGGAAAUAAAAUAAUUACACAUUAAUUUUUAUGCAUACCAGAUUGACCGAUACCUUUUGUAAAAGAAGAGACUCGAACUCUUAUGGGUUACUCUAGGUUUGCAUGUUUUAAUCGGUCCAGCAGCGUUGGGUCACCUCCGCAGAGUGACAAGCUUACAAGAUUUUCAGUCACGUAUUUAUAGUAUCUACCUAAACAUUACAUAAUCUCUUGAUUCCACAAUAAAUCUUCUAUCAGUUCCUAUCCUGACAGUCGGCUUCACAAGUUGUUCUGUAUCUUGAUCACUUUGCUGUUUUGCUGCUUCUUUCAAGGAUGAUUGCUUCAGAUUCCAUACGUCCCAGUUCUGAGUAAUCACAAUAGACAAUCUCCAUCGUUUCAGCCUUCUAAAGGUCAGGGUCUCCUGUUCUAAAAAGCUCCUUUGAACUGUCAGGCAUAAUCUUAUUAAUAUUAAACUUUUAUUGUCUAGCAUCUAUCAGCUGACUGCGCUUGCAGUCCUGGUUUGGGCUAUACAGGGGACAAAGCUGAGGUGUACAGCCUACAGUAGCACUGAUCUGGCAUUUUCCUCCAACACCUUUGUUAGGGCAGGAUUUACUAUCUAAGUUAAACGCACAGAUAGUUUUUGAGGAAGGAGAAGUUUUCUUAAAAAUCCCAGAAUCAAAAACAGGAGAAAUACUGAUGAUAGAAGAGAAGAUGAAGGAAACGCAGAUACCGCAAGAAGUAGAUGAGGCUGUCAUACCAAUAGUCUGGAACACAGACAUACCUGGUAAGUCUAAGGCAGCACAGCCUGUAACAAUAGAAUUAAAGGAACAGGCAAACCCGAUAAGAAUUAAACAAUACCCAAUUAAGCUAGAAGUGAGGCAAGGAAUUAAGAAGUUAAUUGAUAAGUUUCUAAAAUAUAGGAUUCUUGAGGAAUGUGAAUCAGAAUAUAAUACUCCAAUCUUGCCAGUAAAGAAUCCUUCAGGUGAAUACAGACUAGUUCAGGAUUUAAGAGCUAUAAACCAAUUGGUUAAAGAUAUACAUCCUGUUGUUGCAAACCCAUAUACACUCUUAACUGCAUUAAGAGAAAAUUAUCGGUGGUUUACAGUGCUUGAUUUAAAGAUGCUUUCUUUUGCAUACCCUUGGAGAAGGAAAGUCGAAAACUGUUUGCUUUCGAAUGGGAGAAUCCACAGACAGGAUGGAAGAUGCAACUGACAUGGACAAGGUUACCCCAAGGAUUCAAAAACAGUCCGACAAUCUUUGGUAGUUAGCAAAGGAACUUGAACAGUGAAAACAAAAUGAUUCAGAACUGAAGCCUGGACAUUUACUUCUACAAUAUGUGGAUGACAUCCUGAUUGCUAAAAAACAAGAUCCACUUGUGUGAAGGUAACAAUAGACCUUUUAAAUUUUCUCGGACUAAGUGGAUAUAAAGUAUCUAGAGAUAAGGCUCAGAUAGCGAGCCAAACUGUAAUAUACUUGGGCUUUGAGAUUUCUAAAGGGACAACGACGAUUGGGAAAAGACUGAAAGGAGGCAAUAUAUGGUAUCCCUGAACCUAAAAAUGUACAUGAAUUGAGAGCUUUUCUAGGAAUGGCGGGGUGGUGUCAACUUUGGAUAAUGAAUUCUGGUUUGUUAGCAAAGCCAUUAUAUGAAGCCCAAAAGAUUGUACCGUUUAUGUGGGGCCCAGAACAACAAAGGGCCUUUUGGGAAUUUAAACAGGCUUUGAUGACAGCACCAGCAUUAGGACUGCUGGACCUAACCAAAGACUUUCAGUUGUUUGUUCAUGAAAGACAACAUCUUGCACUUGGGGUGCUAACCCAGAAGAUGGGAAGUUGGAAAAGACCAGUUGGGUAUUUUUCCAAACAGCUGGACGUUGUAAGUAAAGGGUGGUCUACUUGCCUUCGAGCGGUUGCUGCUACAGUAAUGUUGAUACAAGAAGCUCGAAAAUUAACCCUGGGAAGGAUGAUAACAGUAUAUGUACCACAUAUGGUAAUCACCGUUUUAGAACAAAAGGUGGGUCACUGGCUGUCCCCUAGCAGAAUGAUGAAAUAUCAAGUAGUCCUGACAGAACAGGAUGAUGCGAUUCUGAAAACAACUAACCUGACCAAUCCUGCAGUCUUUUUGAGUUUUGUACAGGAAGAAGAACAACUAGAACACGACUGUCUAGCGACCAUUGAACAUGUGUACUCCAGUCAAGAGGACCUAAAGGAUACACCAUUGGAGGCUCCUGACUGGGAGCUGUACACAGAUGGCAGCAGCUUUGUGGAGAAUGGAAUUCGAUACACAGGAUAUGCGGUGACAACAGAAAACUCUGUCAUAUAAGCAAAUUCUUUACCUUGCACAACUUCAGCUCAAAAGGCAGAAUUGAUGGCCUUAAGAAGGGCACUAGAACUGAGCAAAGAAAAGAAAGUAAAUAUUUGGACUGAUUCAAUAUAUGCCUUCGCUGUAGUACAUGUCCAUGGAAUUCUGUGGAAAGAAAGAGGAUUACUAUCUUCCCAGGGAACAAGUAUUAAAUAUAAAGAAGAAAUUCUGAAAUUAAUACAAGCAGUUCAGAAGCCAACUAAUGUGGUGCUCAUGCACUGUAAAGCACAUCAGACAGGAAAUACAAAAGAAAUAUUGGGAAACAAACUAGCAGAUAGAGUAGCUAAAAGGGUAGCAAAGAAAGGUGCCUUUCAAAUGGCAUUAAUUCCUACUAAAACUAUUACUCUACCCAGAGAAAAAACUAAGUAUUCAGAGGAAGAUGAAAAAUUAGGAAAAUUACUAAAUGCAAAAAAGAAUUUAACAGGAUGGCUGGUGACAACAGGGCAAAUAGUGAUCCCACUACUUUUAAUGAGAGAAAUUAUACAGACAAAACAUAGGGAAUGUCAUUGGGGAGCGGAAACAUUAAUCACCUUCCUGAAAAGGCAAAUUGUAUCAGUAAAGAUGCUAGAAAUGGCAAAGAAAACAAUUGCAAGAUGUGAAAUCUGUUUAAAAAAUAAUCCAUUAUAGAAGAAAAAAGCACAGAUGGGAACAAUGAGAUCAGGAAUAGAACCAGGGGAUUAUUGGCAAAUAGAUUUUUAAGAAUUACCCAGGCAAAAUGGGUAUCGAUACAUUCUGGUAGGGGUUGAUACUUUUUCAGGAGGGCCAGAACCCUUUCCCUGUUGGACCAAUCAAGCAAAAGAAGUUAUUAAAUGGUUGUUACAAGAAAUCAUUCCAAGAUUCGGAGUACCUAUUGGGAUUUCCUCAGACAGAGGUCCACAUUUUAUUGCAGUAGUACAGAAUAUUAGUAAGGUGUUGGGAAUUACUUGGGAUUUACAUACACCUUGGAGGCUGCAAUCUAGUGGGAAAGUAGAAAGAAUGAAUCAAACAUUGAAGAGGCAAAUUAGUAAAAUAUGUCAAGAAACUGUAGAGAGCUUUAUAGCAGGUGCUGGAGGCCACGAUGCCUGUGAAGGACUUUGAAGGCUAAAAGAAGAAAGAAAGUAAGAUAAGGUUGGCUGAACGCCCAGAAGACAAAUGGGAUAUGAAGCAAGGCUGGAGCGGAUGUGCAAUGUCACGUCGGCAGCUGGCUGAGAACAUGAAACUCACAGAGAUAAGAAAGAAGAGAGAAAAAAAAUGCAACAAGUUCAGUGUGUUUGUAACUUAGUAAUUAACCAAUUACAUGUAGCUAAGAAGCGCAUGAACAGUAUUGAUUAACCAAUGAUAUUUUUGUAUGUUGCACAUGAUCCAAACACGAGGAUAUAUAAGCGUGGGUUUUGGACUAAUAAAGGGUCUUCUGGUCAAAUUCAGGAGUCCGUGCCUCAAUCUCCUCAAAUGGUGACCCCUACAGAGGAGUUCUGAAGCCUUGGAAGAAUAAGGACAGAACCAGUUGAUAAAAACAGCAGCUUGUGGAAGAGGGCUGUGUUCUGGAGGAAAUGUCUUGGCUGAACAAUCGUCUUGCCGGCUGGACCAGGUGGGCAACCUAAACCCCAGGGAUAACACCUGUACGCAUCGAGACAGGUGAGCAGCCAAGAAACUUUAGAGAUUUAAAAUAUUUGAAGAAAUUUUAAAACGCUUUAGAAACCUGUACUCAGUGAGACAGGCGAGCAGCCAAGAAGCUUUAGAAACCUGUGCUCAUUGAGGCAGGCGAGCAGUCAAGGCGCUUUAGAAACCUGUGCUCAUUGAGACAGGCAAGCAGCCAAGAAGCUUUAGAAACCUGUAUGCAUUGAGACAGGUGAGCAGCCAAGAAGCUUUAGAAACCUGUAUGCAUUGAGACAGGUGAGCAGCCAAGAAGCUUUAGAGACUUUGAUAAUUUUUAGAAAUUUUAAGAAACUUUAGAAACUUUAGAAAAUGGGAUCCCAUAUGUCUGCAGAGGAAAAAAGUAUAUUAAGGAUGUUUCAGCAUAUUUUGCACAAAAGAGAAGUUGUAUUUGAAAAAAGUAAUUUGAGACUGUUGCUAGCCUGGUUAAAGAGCCAAGGCACCCCAGCUACCUCGACGCAAAUAUUUGAUGUUAAAAUGUGGGAGUCAGCAGGAGAGCAAAUUUGGGAAAAGGCAUCUCAAGGAGAUUUAACUGCUACCCAAGUUAUGACUACUUGGAGAUUAGUGCUCGAGACUUUGAAAGAGAUGCGUGCAGAAAAACAGCUUGGAGACUGAGAAAGGGCAGGAAGCCAGUGUAACAACAAAACAAGAUGUUGCUCAGCAGAUGGAGCCGAAUGAGAGCGAGGCUGAAACUGAGCAUAUUUCUGAUGAACUAGAAGAAGCAGAGUCGGAGGACUCAGAUGAGGAUGGACAAGAUGAAAAUCUGUUAAAUUUAAGAUUGGAGGAUUUGCAGUUAAAAAAGGAACAGUCAAAAGUAAGGAAGAAGCGAGUGGUGUGGCAGAGUGCUAACAAAGAAAGCAGUAGCGAUGAUGAAAAUUAUAUCAGGAGACGAAUUAAAGAAGAGUGGAGGAGAGUGCACUUGGAAAGUAUGAAAGAGGGAGCGCACACGUUUCCCGUGAUAUUACAAGAUAGACACCCAGGUCAAUAUCAGUCAUUUCACUGGGAAAUGAUUAAGGAACUACGGAAAACUGUAAUGCCAAAUGGACUAUAUGCUCCUUUAUCACAAACUUUAUUAGAGAAUGUGAUGAUGGGUCCGCAGCUAGUGACUCUGUUAGAAUGGAUCCGUGACAAUGUGCCGGACUUUCCGCCUGAUGGCACUUUGCAAAUUCCUGCCUGGCAAGUGGUCAGCAGACGAUUGUAUGAUGCUGCUGCGGAGGGGAACUCCGCGUCGGGAAUGCAUUUAGGACCUUGGUGGCAAAUUCUGACUACUUUCUGCCAAGUGAGGACUAAUCCUACUAAUAGUGCUAAACCAGGGGAGGCUGUAAAUUCCACCAACAGUGCGAGUGCUAAACCAGGGGAAGCUGUAAAUUCCACCAACAGUGCAAUUCUUCUCAACACACCGUCAACGAUGGCGACUCCAUCCACACCUCCUCUGCCCCCAAAGCUCCUGUCACUGAUUGCAGCAACCCUCACAAAACAGAACCAAGCGCAGGAACAGGACAACUCGGACAAUGAUUCCUUUGACACUGAUAAACCUUUUGAUCCAGGUCCUAUAGAUCUGGAAAAAGAGCUAGAGCUUUUUCCUCCCCUCCCCAAUGCAUUUUGUAUUUUCGGGGAGGGUGAAAGGGGGUCUGAGGGAUCGGUGGCAGGAAUGCAAGUGGGAAACGCUUAAGAGAGGGGAUUUGGGAGUUGCUAUGGCAUGUUCAGUAUUUUGUCAGACAAAUCAACCUCCAGAGUGGCAGCCUGUACAAUACGAGGCUGUUAAAGAGUUAAGCAAAGCAGUGCGGGAAGGGAGGAUUCAUAGUACAUUUGCUAUGUCCCUUGAAGUGAUGGCAGAGCCUUAUACACUCACACUGCAUGAUUGGAAGUUAUUGCUUUGUAUGGUACUAACUCUGAUGCAGUAUAUGAUGUGGUUAUUUGAUUUUUGUGAGCUAUGUGUAGUGGCCUUGAUCGAAAACCUUAAUCGGGGAAUUGCCGUUAACUAUGAGCAGUUGGCUGGAAAAAAUAAUUGUGCCGAUUCUGUGACUCGGGCAAGGUAUCCCAGGGACAACUUUUUGCAAAGGAGAUGGCUAUUAAGGCAGUCAGGAUGCGGGAGUCUUGCUACAGUCUUGCAGGGUCCUAGAGAGUCAUAUACUAACUUUAUUGAUCGGCUUCAGAAUAUUUUGCAACAACAAGUCGAGCAUGAGGAAGCUCGAGGGUUGCUUUUAAAACAACUAGCUAUGAUAAUGCCAAUGAAAAUUGUAAACGGGCAACUUUCACAAUCGCAACCCCAACAUGUGUCAAAUGAUUAUAACGCAGACUGUAACUCACAGCAGACUGUAACUCUCAGGCUGAGUUCUGGAAUGCAGCAUAACACAUAUUAUUUUUUUUUUCCUUCUCUAAUCUCUUCAGUAGAAUAGUACACGCUCUUAACUUGCUUAGUAAAUUAGGCUGCUAAUUUGCUAAAGAAAGUAAUACUACAAAUACUAUUCUUUUUUUUUCUUUCCUGGCUUAUUAACAGAUGUUGAUUCUGUCCGUCAUAUCUUGCUACAGAACUAGUUGCUAUUGAUUUUUAUUAUUAGCACAGGGACACGACUGUGAAGACUUUGAUAGGAUGCGUUACAUGAAUCUGAGUGACCACUCUGAAUUAAUCCACAAAAGCAUACAAAACUUAAAAGCCUUAAACAAAGAUCUGCAGCAGAGCCAAAGGCGGGAUGCCUUUGGUCUCUUCUCACGGCUGGGAAACUUUGGGCUAUGGAUAAAAAGUAUUACAGGAUUUAUUAUAAUUACUUUAACCACCUUAUUGUUUCUUGCCUUAUAUCUCCCAUGCCUUUUUUCCUGUAUUCAGUGUUUAGUUGAUCAUAACAUAAAUCAGGUCAUGGUCACCCAGCUACACAUAACCUUUGCCUUGUCGCAAUUAACAAGCAAAAAAGAGGAGGAUAGAGAAUGUCUGAAGAGAGAUAUAGGAGAAGAAAAUGGAGAAUAUUUGACCUAACAAGAGAUGAGAGAACAGCUAGGUAUUGUGAAGGAGAGUAGGAAAGAUUAACAUGGUUAUCUAUUGAUAAAUAGGUGUCUGCAUGCUUGUAGUGAUAUAUAGCUAUGUAACUGCAUGAAUGGUUUCUGCCCUGAGCCUGGUGGUGCAUGCAGCUGCGGUUUGUGUCCGGGCUCAGAGAUGUAAAUAUGGGCUU
Falco peregrinus (peregrine falcon) is the source of this 10822-nucleotide messenger RNA. RefSeq lists its product as uncharacterized. Gene Ontology annotation, biological process: viral process. The coding region runs from base 8320 to 9327 and encodes 335 amino acids. NCBI's taxonomy places the organism in Eukaryota, Metazoa, Chordata, Aves, Falconiformes, Falconidae. The record is from RefSeq and is a predicted model, not a curated record. The transcript is spliced from 2 exons.